AUACGUACAUUCUCGCAACCGUCUCCGACCGAAAGUCCAUUCAUUCCUAUGUGAUUCUCCGUAAUGUCCGUUUUUCCUCCGAGACUCCUCCCCUCCGUAAAAUUUCUCUCCGGAAUGUCCGUAAUAUACGUUCAAAAAAUUGAACUUUCGCCGUCGUUUUACGGAGAUACCGGAUGAAAGUUUUGCUAGCUCGCUUGCUUUUGAGUUUGGAAGACAAAUUGUGAGUAUUUCUGUUUUCAGAUCCUCUAUACUUCAUCAUUUUGAUAUGAAAUGGUUAUAAUGGUUACAGAUCAGUUUAAUAUAUCAUAUGUUUUACAUAAAUAACGGUCAGAUAUCUGUUUGAUCAUUCGUUUGUAUGAGUUUAAUAUAAAAUACAGUCGGAUUUGAUUGUAUGUUGAUUGUAUUAUUUGUAUAGGCCUAAUUUAUGGCUAUGGAUACCCCUAAUUAUAUAAUUAUAGUCUACUGCUGUGAUUUCCCUCAAUAAUUUUAGCGCUCAUUUUUAUUUUUGUUAAAUAGACUUUGCGAUGACACCAACACGAGUGAGAGUGCUCGCCAUCGCUUAUCUAUAUUGGCGCAAUCGCCAGAGAUGGCAGAGACGCAGGGCAUCAUGCUGGACAAGGUAGUUUUUGGCCAAGCGCUUGGAGUUGGGCGCUUAUCACCGGCUGGUCCAGGAGCUGCGACUCGGGGAUGGAGAUGCUUUUAAAAACUUCUUCCGACUGCCCAAGCUGAUGUUCGAUUCUGUUCUGUCCGUCGUGGGUCCAAAAAUCGCUCGGCAGGAUACCACCUACCGCCAGGCGAUCUCCCCUGCGGAGCGCCUGGCAAUCUGUUUGAGAUACCUGGCAACAGGGGACUCCUACAAGUCCUUGGGGUACAGCUUUCGGGUUGGUGUUUCCACAAUCUCACGCAUCGUGCCAGAGGUCGCAAAUGCCAUCUGGGAUGGCUUUGUGAGCACUCACAUGCAGAUGCCAAAAGAGGAGGAAUGGAGAGCCAUCGCAGAGGAGUUCGAGAAGGAGUGGGACUUUCCCAACUGCAUUGGUGCGAUAGAUGGGAAACACGUCACGAUCCGGGCUCCACCCUGCUCAGGUUCCAUGUACCACAAUUAUAAGGGGACCUUCUCGAUUGUGUUGCUGGCAGUAGUGGAUGCAAACUACUGUUUCCGGAUGGUGGACGUCGGUGCCUAUGGGAAAGGGAGUGAUGGCGGUACCCUGAGAGCAUCUGCCUUCGGAAAAGCCCUUCAAGGGGCUCGUCUGGUGGUCGAGUGUGCCUUUGGGAUCCUUGCAUCCAGGUUCCGCAUGUACUACCGAGUGAUGGGGCAAAAUCCUGAGCAUGUGGAAGCCUGUGUAAAGGCAACCUGCAUCCUCCACAACCUGCUGAGGUCAACAGAGGCCACACGUCCAUCAAGUGACGAAGCAGUCCCCUUGGAAGGAGGCAGGCGUCUUGGAACCAACAACUCCACCAAGGAAGUGAUGCAGGAGAGGGAGAGGUUCAUGACCUACUUCAACAGCGCUGCUGGCGAGGUUUCAUGGCAGAAUAAUGUAGUUUGA
Molecule: messenger RNA, 1544 nt
Organism: Gadus macrocephalus (Pacific cod)
Lineage: Eukaryota; Metazoa; Chordata; Actinopteri; Gadiformes; Gadidae
Exons: 2
Coding region: 729-1544 (271 amino acids)
Source: RefSeq, a predicted model, not a curated record